Molecule: messenger RNA, 1233 nt
Organism: Dacryopinax primogenitus
Lineage: Eukaryota; Fungi; Basidiomycota; Dacrymycetes; Dacrymycetales; Dacrymycetaceae
Exons: 2
Coding region: 1-1233 (410 amino acids)
Molecular function (GO): acyltransferase activity, transferring groups other than amino-acyl groups
Source: RefSeq, a predicted model, not a curated record
AUGUCGACAAAUAUGAUCAGGACGAUCUUGCACAUCAUUGUUCCCCUCCUAUGGAUCACGGAAUGUACUCCCUCUUUUCAACAUCGUCGUCGUCACAACAAACUCAGUCACUCCUCCGUCCAGACAGCGCCAGUGUCAAUUAUUGUGGACGUACCAGCUCCCGAACCGCGCCUCGUACGCUACUCGAAUCCCAGCGCCCUCUUGCGUGCGUGCCUACCUUUCGAUACAUGGCAUAUGAACAUCGCCCUCGGUUUGAUGUUGCAAUAUCUUGUCUUUGUGGGCGACUCCGAGCCGGGUCCUAGAGAACCAAAGCUCUGGUUCGGAGUCUGGACUGCAGAUCAACUAGACUUGGUUUUUGUACGCGCCCACGGAAUGGGCAUCUUUUGCUCCCCGGUGCAUUCUUCGCUCUUGUUCUUCAAUUGGCUCUCAACGCGCAUGCACCUCGUCGCCUCCGCCCUGCACACGCUGAUAGUCUCGCAUACACAGACGAGCUUGUCUUCCGUCUUCGGCGCUAUAGCCCUUGUGCAGGCUUUCAUCCCCGCGUAUGCUGCGAUCUCCGGGCUCGAAGUUUGUGCGUCUGUCGUGCGAGAAACUCUUCACACGCACUGCCCAGCGUCUCGAGUGUCUCUCGACCCGCCCAACUUACCGGAAGGCCACGAGAUUCGUGUUGUCCGACUAGGGGAGAAUGAGACCAUGGAUGGCAUUGUAAAAUUCCUCCAGGAAUUUAGCGACCCUCAUCGCGGACCAGUCGCCGCGUUCACCCUGGAUAUGACGCAGAAACGCGCAAAGUUCGGGGUAUGGUUCGGAGAUAUGAUGCUCUAUGUUAUCCGCUCUGAAGAUGGGGAAGGUGAAGAGUACGCAGGGUUUGUGCGAGUUGGCAGGGUCACGGGCAGGUACGCGGCUGUGAGUAGCGUGUUCACAGCACCCAAGUGGAGGAGACGAGGUAUCGCGGAGGCGCUCACUCGGGCCGCGGUGGUAAGGCUGCUAAGCCAGCCGAACAACAUGGCAGACAUUAUCCGCCCGUUGAUGCCUCCUCCCCAGGCUGGCGACGAAGAAGCGCAGCUGAAAGUCGCCUCCGUGUGCAUCUUUGCGGAGAAGAGUAACGUCAGCGCUCAGGGCAUAUACACGCGUGUCGGGUUCGGGUUUCAAGAACGGGGCUGGGAGGAGGAGGGAGCGAAGAGCUGGGAGGAAUGUAUCGAGAUGGCGUACGCGGUGAGGCAGGGCGCGAUGUGA